AUGUCGCUGCAACGCUUGCUGGGCUCGGACGAGACCGUCAAGCCGUCACAGCGACCGUACGCGCCGACCAAGCGCGUAUCUCCGCCCUCGUCUGUCCUCGUCCCCAUCUCCCGCGUCGAACUCGCCCAGUGCCAGACCGCCCUAAACCCGCUCCGCACACGCCCUGCAUCACAGCAGCAGUCGUACUCGAGGCCAUCUUCGCUUCCUCCAGCACCGGCGAGUCUGCCGGCACGCCCGGCGGCCGCGACGAACGGCGGCCUUCCUCCUCCUCCACCAACCGGUCACAAGCGGCCGAACCGCGAGAGCGGCCCAGACGAGCACGCCGCCAAGCGCUGGAGGACCGCGCAUGACGUCAGGAGUGUAGCGGAGCACUACAAUGCGCGCCCGAACACGGACCGCGUUGCUCGGCAAGACUCGCCCAUCAUCGGCUUGAAGAGCUUCAACAACUGGAUCAAGACGGUCCUGAUAGCCAAGUUUGCCAGGCGAGAGGACGACGUGGGCCCGAAGGUCAAGGUCCUCGACUUGGGCUGUGGCAAGGGCGGAGACUUGCAGAAGUGGGCGAAGGCUGGUACAGACGAGCUCGUGGGACUCGACAUCGCCGAGGUUUCUGUCGAGCAAGCUCGCUCUCGGUGGCAGUCCCUCCGGACGCGCUUCCCGGCUUCCUUUUACGCUCUCGAUUGUUUCGAAAGUUCGAUCGAAGAGGUCCUCCCUGCGUCGACUGUGACGCGGCCUUUCGACGUCGUCUCAAUGCAGUUCUGCAUGCACUACGCCUUCGAGACCGAGGCCAAGGUGCGGAGGAUGCUCGAGAACGUCUCGCUGUACCUCAAGCCUGGCGGCGUCUUCAUCGGAACCAUCCCGGACGAGAAGCAGCUGUUUGAGCACCUCGACAAUGCGCCUGAUCCCGAAAAUCCGCUCGUCUUCGGCAACUCGGUCUACAGUGUCAAGUUUGACCAGCGCGAAUGGGACUCGCCGUACGGUCAUCGAUACACGUUCUUCCUGCAAGAUGCUGUGGAGGAGGUGCCGGAAUACGUGGUUUACUGGGACAACUUUGUCAGUCUGGCUGCGGAGUAUGGGUUAGAAUUGCGGUUCCAGGCGGACUUUCAGACCAUUUUCUCGGAGGAGCAGGAGGAUCCGCACUUCUCGCAGCUCUUGCGGAAGAUGCGGGUCAUGGACGCAGAGGGGAAUGCAGAGAUGGAUGAGGACCAGCUUGAUGCGGCCAUGUUGUAUCUCGGUUUCGCUUUCACCAAGACAGAGUAG
This is a messenger RNA of Rhodotorula toruloides NP11, 1257 nucleotides long. Its product is annotated as mRNA (guanine-N7-)-methyltransferase. The record is from RefSeq and is a predicted model, not a curated record. The transcript is spliced from 7 exons. Lineage: Eukaryota; Fungi; Basidiomycota; Microbotryomycetes; Sporidiobolales; Sporidiobolaceae. Gene Ontology annotation, cellular component: nucleus. Gene Ontology annotation, biological process: 7-methylguanosine mRNA capping. Gene Ontology annotation, molecular function: mRNA 5'-cap (guanine-N7-)-methyltransferase activity. The coding region runs from base 1 to 1257 and encodes 418 amino acids.